CCGGCUCGCGGUUCCGGGUUCGUUACCCGGUCCUGGGACCAGGCCUUUGUCUUGGGCCGCCCCAGGCGCGCGCAGCACCCCGCCGGCGUCAGCAUCCUCCGAGCUGCCCCAGCGGGCCCACAUCCUCCUCUGCGGGCCCCUCGUACUGGUCUUCGGUCCGGUCCGGCCCAUUUCGCCCCUCUCUUGGGCCGUGACCCGCACUGCCCCAUGGAGUCCCAGUGCGACUAUUCGAUGUACUUUCCAGCCGUGCCGCUGCCUCCGCGCACAGAGUUGGCGGAGGACCCAGGCCGGUACCGGGCGCUGCCCCGGCGAAACCAUCUGUAUCUGGGGGAGACUGUCCGCUUCCUACUGGUGCUGCGCUGCCGGGGCGGCGCGGGCUCCGGUGCUGGGAGCGGCCCGGGCUUGGGCUCCCGAGGGGCCUGGGCAGAACUGGCAACUACUCUGGCUGCCCUGGCCUCGGUCAGCGCUGGAGGCGGGGCGCCCGCGGGCGUUGGCACCGGCGACCAGGAUCCUGAACCCCCAGGGGGUGGGGACCCUGGGGGUGGGGGUUUGUUCCGAGGCUGCAGCCCCCUUCUCACCCACGGCCCAGGCCCUGCUACCUCAGGGGGAGUGACCACGCUGCCUGUAGAGGAACCAAUCGUGUCCACAGAUGAGGUCAUCUUCCCACUCACCGUUUCACUGGAUAGAUUGCCCCCAGGGACACCUAAGGUCAAGAUUGUAGUGACCGUGUGGAAGCGGGAGGUUGAGGCACCGGAGGUCAGAGAUCAAGGCUACCUGCGCUUGCUGCAGACCCGAUCUCCUGGGGAGACCUUCCGGGGCGAGCAAAGCGCUUUCAAGGCCCAAGUGAGCACCCUGCUGACGCUACUGCCCCCUCCUGUUCUGAAAUGCCGGCAGUUCACUGUGGCUGGGAAACACCUGACUGUCCUCAAGGUGCUGAACAGCUCCUCCCAAGAGGAAAUCUCCAUCUGGGAUAUCCGGAUUCUCCCCAACUUCAAUGCCAGUUAUCUACCUGUCAUGCCUGAUGGUUCUGUGCUGCUGGUGGACAAUGUCUGUCACCAGUCUGGGGAGGUCUCAAUGGGGUCCUUCUGCCGGCUUCCUGGUACCUCUGGCUGCUUCCCCUGCCUGCUUAGUGCCCUGGAGGAACACAACUUCCUGUUUCAGCUGCGAGGGGGUGAGCAGCCCCCUCCAGGAGCCAAGGAGGGCCUUGAAGUUCCUCUUAUUGCUGUGGUUCAGUGGUCUACCCCAAAGCUGCCCUUCACCCAGAGCAUCUACACGCACUACCGCCUACCCAGCAUUCGCCUGGACCGCCCAUGCUUUGUGAUGACUGCUUCUUGUGAAUCUCCUGUUCGGACCUAUGAACGUUUCACGGUCACCUACACGCUGCUCAACAAUCUCCAAGACUUCCUUGCCGUGAGGCUCGUAUGGACCCCAGAGCACGCACAAGCUGGGAAACAGCUAUGUGAGGAGGAACGCCGGGCAAUGCAGGCGGCCCUGGACUCCAUCGUCUGCCACACGCCCCUCAACAAUCUGGGCUUUUCCCGGAAGGGCAGUGCACUCACCUUCAGUGUGGCCUUCCAGGCUCUAAGGACAGGGCUCUUCGAGCUGAGCCAACAUAUGAAACUGAAGUUGCAGUUCACGGCCAGCGUGUCUCACCCUCCACCCGAGGCCCGGCCCCUCUCUCGAAAGAGCAGCCCCAGCAGCCCAGCCGUCCGGGACUUGGUAGAGAGGCACCAGGCUAGUCUGGGCCGCUCUCAGUCCUUCUCCCACCAACAGCCUUCCCGCAGUCACCUCAUGAGGUCCGGCAGUGUGAUGGAGCGCCGGGCCAUCACGCCGCCAGUGGCCUCCCCUGUCGGGCGUCCCCUCUACCUGCCUCCAGACAAAGCUGUCCUUUCUCUGGACAAGAUUGCCAAGCGCGAGUGCAAAGUCUUGGUAGUAGAGCCGGUCAAGUAG
Elephantulus edwardii (Cape elephant shrew) is the source of this 1950-nucleotide messenger RNA. It is a transcript of the gene TRAPPC14, whose product is annotated as chromosome unknown open reading frame, human C7orf43. Gene Ontology annotation, cellular component: TRAPPII protein complex. NCBI's taxonomy places the organism in Eukaryota, Metazoa, Chordata, Mammalia, Macroscelidea, Macroscelididae. Gene Ontology annotation, biological process: cilium assembly. The transcript is spliced from 11 exons. Gene Ontology annotation, molecular function: alpha-tubulin binding. The record is from RefSeq and is a predicted model, not a curated record. Bases 208 to 1950 code for a protein of 580 amino acids.